AUGGAGUGGCUAGGCGAAAACUUCGGUCCGGGCCCCAAGAAUGGCGGGAUUCUCCCGGUCGAAACCUCAAGAAAGGAACCACUUGUGAGUACCACUCUGGAAUCCAAUGGCAAGAGCACCAAAGGCGCAGGAACCCCCGGCUUUUCUGGAGGCCGGACCCCUGAUUCUGCAGCUGGUUCGAGUGCCCGUAUGGCGGCAAUCUCCGCCGUAACGAACUACCAUGCACCGGCUCCGUUCAGCUACUCUGACGAAGCCACGCAGGAUCUGUUCAGCGCGAAUGUGUUCAGCAAAGCGGUGAUGAAGAAGAGGCUCCCCAAGCCAAUUUUCAAGUCGCUGAUGCGAACCAUUGAAGUCGGCGAAAAGCUAGACCCGACGGUUGCUGAUGUAGUCGCUUCUGCCAUGAAAGAUUGGGCUGUCUCCAAAGGAGCCACCCACUACGCCCACGUGUUCUUCCCCUUGACCGGUGCCACGGCCGAGAAACACGAUAGCUUCCUGUCCCCCAGCGGCGACGGAAGCACGCUUGCCGAAUUCAGCGGCAGCCAGCUCAUCCAAGGUGAGCCCGACGGUUCUAGCUUUCCCACCGGCGGGAUUCGACAGACUUUCGAAGCCCGCGGUUACACCAUCUGGGACGUAACCAGUCCGGCUUACAUCAUGGAGAAUGCGAACGGUACGACGCUCUGCAUUCCCACUGCGUUCGUCUCCUGGACCGGCGAAGCCCUCGAUAAGAAGACUCCGGUCUUGCGUUCGAUGCAGGCCUUGAAUACUCAAGCUCAGCGUAUUCUCGAGCUGUUUGGUCACAAGGAUGGGUCGUUCGUCUCCUCGACAGCCGGUCCCGAGCAGGAAUACUUCCUGAUCGAUCGUAAUUUUUUCUAUGCUCGUCCCGACUUGAUUAAUGCUGGGCGAACACUUUUUGGGGCUAAGCCUCCAAAGGGUCAAGAAUUCGACGACCACUAUUUUGGUGCAAUCCCCGACCGUGUUUUGGCGUUCAUGCUCGAGUCGGAGCGUGAGCUGUUCAAGCUGGGGAUUCCCGUCAAGACUCGUCACAACGAAGUCGCUCCGGGACAAUAUGAAAUUGCCCCCACCUUCGAGUCUGCAAACCUGGCUACCGACCAUCAGCAACUGCUGAUGACAACCCUGAGAAAGGUGGCCGAGAAGUACGGCAUGACUUGCCUGACCCACGAGAAGCCGUUCGCGGGAGUGAAUGGAUCGGGUAAGCACGUGAACUGGUCGCUGGGAAGCAGUUCACAGGGCAACCUUCUGGACCCCGGUGAAACGCCUCACGAAAACGCUCAAUUCCUGGUGUUCUGCGCGGCAGUCAUUCGCGCCGUUUAUAAAUACCAGGGAUUACUGCGUGCCGUUGUGGCGACCGCCGGUAACGAUCACCGUCUGGGAGCGAACGAAGCUCCUCCGGCGAUCAUUUCAAUCUUCCUUGGUGAUCAAUUGACCGACAUCUUCGACCAAAUCAAGGCCGGUGGUGCGAAGUCUUCAAUUGCCAAGGGCACGCUGACCGUCGGUGUCGAUGUAUUGCCGCCGCUGCCCAAGGAUGCUGGCGACCGCAACCGUACGAGCCCGUUUGCCUUCACCGGUAACCGAUUCGAAUUCCGAGCGGUAGGUUCGAAUCAGUCGAUCGCUGGUCCGUUGGUGGCAAUGAACACCAUCGUGGCCGAGUCGCUCGACUACUGUGCAUCGUACCUCGAAGGAAAGGCCACGCCUGGAGAUCCCAAGUCGCUCCACGAGGCCAUCCAAACGUUGCUCACCGAAGUCAUCGACGAGUGCCAUAACAUCAUCUUCAAUGGAGAUGGAUACUCCGAAGAGUGGCACAACGAAGCUGCGAAACGCGGCCUCCUGAAUCUCAAGACUUCGGCCGAAGCCCUUCCAGUUCUGGGCUCCCCCGAAGUUCAAGAGGUGUUUUCCAAAUACAACGUGCUCUCUGAGCGCGAAUUGGAAAGCCGUUUGUCGAUUUACUUGGAGCAGUAUUGCUUGACGGUUCAGGUCGAGGCCAAUCUCACGUUGGAGAUGGCGAAGACGCUGAUCUUCCCCGCGGCAAUUCGGUAUCAAACCGAACUGUCCGCAGCGUGUGCCAACCUUCGCCUGCUCGAGAUCGAUUUCGAUACCGACACGCUGGAGAAGGUGACCUCACUGGUCAAGUGUAUGCAAGACAGCAUUGCCAACUUAGAGAAGGUAAUGUCAGAGGAAGCCGGUGACAGCGAAGAAGCUGAAGCCGCUUACUACUGCAAUGAAAUCGUGCCGGCCAUGGCUGAGGUUCGCAAGUUUGCUGACGAACUCGAAGGUGUGGUGGCCGAUGAUCUGUGGGUGAGGAUGCUGUGUUUUGGGAGAGCCGAGUUCACCGGCUCGAACGCAUGGGAGUCUGCAACUUCAAUGCGGUUCGACACUGAGCUGGAGGGAGCAACUGCCACAACAGCGGCUGAGCCGGAAGCGGAACCGCACCAGGUAGUUGCGGCCGUCAAGAGUGGUUUUCAAUACCUAGAAACCCACAUUGAAAAUCGCCCUGGCGGGAAAGCCCUCAUUGCGUUGGCAUUUCUGAAGAAUGGGCAAGAAGACCACCCAUAUAUCCAAGAGGCACUGGAAAGCGUCCAAGGGACUCUCGGCGAAAAAUACUCCGAAGAUGUGUACACCAACGGAUUGUCGAUCAUUUUUCUGAUCACACUCGACCCCGUGAAGUAUCGCUCUGAGAUCGAUCAACUCCUGGGGCACAUGUACGCUCGGCAGAAGCAGCAUGGUGGAUGGGGAUACGAUCACCGCGCCACCGGCGAUACAUCGAUGACUCAAUAUGCCGUGCUUAGCAUGUGGGAAGCAGGAGCGGCAGGAAUUGAAACGCCUGUCGACACUUGGGAGCGGGUCAGUAACUGGCUCCUUCGAACACAAGAUCCUUCAGGUGCUUUUGGAUACCAGGGGAGAGAUUCCGGGAGUUAUAGCCGCGUACAACAAACUGAGAUCAGACACAGCAUGGCCGCUGCUGGUCUGGGUAGCUUAUACGUUUGCAGCGAUCAUCUGGGAUUAAGUAACUCGCCGAGACCUGCGUCGAACCUCCCUGGUGCCUUGCAGGUAGUUCAAGACGAAUCAUCAACAAAGCGUCGUCUGACAAACAAGGUUGAUUCCGGUCGAAUCCUUUCUGCAGCCGCUGAUGGUGCAGAGUGGUUUGUCGAAAACCACGAUAUGGAUGCCACGCCUUACACUCACUACUACCUCUAUGCCUACGAACGGUAUCGCUCCUUUAGAGAGGUCGCUGAAAACUCAGUAGAAAUCGAACCCGAGUGGUAUAACGAAGGGGCAAAGUUCCUUCUGAAUUCGCAAAAAGACAACGGCAGCUGGCGCAGUUCCGGCACAACCGGGUCAGAGUGUGAUACCGCAUUCGCGAUUUUGUUCCUGUUGCGAUCAACUAAGAAGAGCCUCAACCAUGCCGGCCGCUUCGGGGCAGGUACAUUGGUAGGUGGUCGAGGCUUGCCCACCGGAGACGGGCCGGUGCAAAUGCGUGGCGGGAAGGUCAUCGCCAAACCCCUAGCCGGUCCGGCAGAAGAACUGCUGAAACUGAUCGAAGACCCCAGCCGUGCCGAUCACGACCAGGCAGUCCAGGGAUUCGAAGAUCUUGCCCGAAUGGGUGAUGAAGAAACGCUCACUGAGCAUGAGGCAAAAAUCAAAGAACUCGCCGCCAAGGGCGACCCCGACGCCCGUAGGGCCGCAGUCGUGGCAUUAGGCCGCACGGGCAACUUGGACAACGUGCCGAUUUUAAUUUACGCACUCACCGAUCCCGACGAACGCGUGUUCUUGGCGGCCCGCGAUUCAUUGCGAUUCAUCAGCCGGCGCUUCGAUAACUUUGAGUCUGAGGGAGUGCUCUCUCCCGACCGCCUAAAAGCAGAAAUUGAACGUUGGAAACAGUGGGGCCAAAAUUCAGACAAACCCAUCGUCAUCGGCAAGAUGAACGUCUCGAUGUACGAUCGGGUUGCCAGCUUGUUGAUUUCGCUGUUGAUAUUCCUCAGCCUGGCAGCCGUCUUUCUGUUUGUGGUUUGGUUCACCAAUCGAGUGUUUGCCCGGCAAGAGGCCGUCCCAGUCGUCAUGCAGGAUGUCGGGGGAGGCUCCCUGGAAGGGAUCGCCGGAGAAAGCAUCGAGAUCGAAUCACCCAACCAGGAUGAGAUCGCAGAAGAGACCGAUCUAGAAGAUGAGCCUGAGCUGCAGGAAACCCUGGCUAUGGUGAUGGAUACCAUCGCCACCCGACAGGCCGACCUUGCAGAUCCUUCGCUUACCGAUGAGAUCUCCUCGAGCCGAAGUGGCGCCUCAACCGGUGAUGGUCGCGCCCCUGGGCUGGGAAGUGGCGACGGUUCGCCUGGUGUACCUCGCGCGCAACGGUGGGAGAUUCGCUUCGCAGACGGUGCGACUCUAGACGAGUACGCCAAACAGCUCGACUUCUUUAAUAUCGAACUGGGCGCAAUCGGUGCCACCAGCACGGUGUACUACGCUACAAAUCUUUCGGCGAAAACCCCGACUCAGCGGACCGCGCCUGGCGACCAAGAGCAGCGAAUGUAUAUGUCUUGGCAAGGCGGGUCACUUAAGGCCGCCGACAAAGCCCUUCUGAACCGGGCCGGCAUCAAGACCGAUGGCCGCCUCUUCGUCCAGUUCUAUCCGCCCGAAGUCGAAAACCUUCUGCUUGGGUUGGAACUCGCUUACCGGAACCGCGAUCAGAGUGAGAUUCGCAAAACGGUCUUCGGCGAAGAGUUUUUAAGCCAACUGGAUGAGGCCCUGAGAAUAGCAGACUUCGAUGCCGUUGAAGAAAUGUGCGAAGACGACGCCCGAGUCGUACCGCAACUAGCACUUCUGGCUGUAUCAAAACGAAAUCUGGGCUACGCCAAACUGAAGAGUUUCGUGGUCGAUCGUUAUCAGCGCGAUGUUCUCGGCGAUCUCGAGCAUCGCUUGAGCUGGGUUUACACCGUGAUCAAAAGUGCCCCCAUGCUUGGGCUGUUCGGUACCGUGCUCGGCAUGAUGGGUGCUUUCGCCAAGCUGGCAACCGGUGGUGAGAACGUCGACCCCACGGCGCUCGCCGGCGAUAUUCAGGUUGCCCUGAUCACCACAGCAUUAGGACUGGCGAUCGCCAUUCCGCUCACGCUUUGCACCACCAGCAUCAACAUUCGAAUUCGUCAACUCGAGGAUCUUGUGGGCAUCGGACUUACACGGCUGUUCGAAGGACUACGGCCACUGCUAGACCCCGUCGAGGCUGAGGAUGCCCCCAUCCUAGAGCGCCGCCGCGUGCGCGAAGAAGCCGAAUUGGACAUCACGCCGAUGAUCGACGUGACAUUCCUGUUGCUCAUCUUCUUCAUCGUCGCUUCAGUGCCCGACCCUAACAAAGCAGUGGACUUGCCCCCGGCGCGUUAUGGUUCGUCGGUCAGCAAGAACAACUCGUUUACCCUCACCUUGGCCGGUAACGGCAGCGACAAAGUCAGCGUUUACCUGGCCGAAGGAAUUGUGGGCGAUCCUCUACCCGGCACCGAGGAAGAACAAACCGAAGCGAUUCGCGAAGCGGUCAGCACGGCGGUUCAAGAGGGUAAAAGCAGCGUCAUCAUCAAGGCCGACAAAGGAAUCACGUACCACGACGUCUCGCGGGUUUCUGCAGCGGUGGGGCUCGUUGACGGUGUGGCCGAUCGCUUUGCAGGCGCAGCGGUCAAGUGCCCCAAGUGCAAACAUCCGCUGGUCAUCCCCGACACGAGAGAACACACACCGCUCCCGGCACCAAGCUCGAGCGAAGAUUCAGACAUCAUCGAUGUUCGUCGGAAAGACUCUGGUCCAGAAGAAUUGAUGGACAUGACGCCGAUGGUCGACGUUGUGUUCUUGCUGCUGAUUUUCUUCAUGGUCACCGCCGCCUUCGCGCUGCAGAAGUCGAUCGAAGUUCCCCCCCCAGACACGACCGACAGCGUGUCCCAAACUCGGACAAUCGAAGAUCUCGAAGAAGACGAUGACUUCGUGAUCAUUCGGAUCGAUGGCGAUAACACCAUCUGGGUCGAUGGCUCUGAAGCCCCCAGUUCGCAAGAAAUGCUCUCGAUGCUGCGUAGAGCCCGCGAUGGAGACGGUGCGGGGAGCGGACCCAGCAGCUUAUUGGUCACCGCAGAUCCCGAUGCUCGCUACGAAUUAGUUAUCAUGGCAUUAGACGCCGGCACUGCGGUCGGAAUGGAUAGUGUCCGCCUUGGCAACUCUUCGGAGGACUCGUUGUAA
Cladocopium goreaui is the source of this 6219-nucleotide messenger RNA. Lineage: Eukaryota; Dinophyceae; Suessiales; Symbiodiniaceae. The record is from the annotation of a GenBank genome assembly.